Erigeron canadensis is the source of this 1124-nucleotide messenger RNA. Its product is annotated as transcription factor HEC1-like. Lineage: Eukaryota; Viridiplantae; Streptophyta; Magnoliopsida; Asterales; Asteraceae. Gene Ontology annotation, biological process: regulation of DNA-templated transcription. Bases 150 to 851 code for a protein of 233 amino acids. The transcript has a single exon. The record is from RefSeq and is a predicted model, not a curated record. Gene Ontology annotation, molecular function: protein dimerization activity; DNA-binding transcription factor activity.
AACAAUAAAAUAUACAUGCGUGAAGUUGUUAUAUAUAGCCUUCCACUCCCACUGUCACAUUCAUCCACUGUUCCACUCCUAAAAGAUCAUAUUUUGCUUCCAUAAUUUCAAAAAUCAUAAUCCCUAAUAAAUUACACCUUCAAACACACAUGGAGAUGAUGACAAUGAUGAUGGACCUUGACAAACUUCCUGACCCGUUUUCUCACCCUUAUCAACCCGAUGAUCCAUCCUUCAUGGAUUUGAACUUUCCCAAUGGAAAUUCAACAACCAACAACCACAGUACACCACUUAUAUACGCUACUUCACAACCGGUUGCAAUCCAACCAUCUGACUUCACCAAUUCCCAUGAUCACUUCCCACGUGCGAGCUGGUUUCACCAGAAACCAGACUCCGUGGAAGCAAUGAGGGAAAUGAUAUUUAGGAUGGCAGCAUUGCAACCGGUUCAAAUUGAUCCGGAAGCAGUAAAGCCACCAAAGAGAAGAAAUGUGAAAAUAUCAAAAGACCCUCAAAGCGUUGCGGCUAGACAUCGAAGAGAGAGGAUUAGUGAGAGGAUUAGGAUCCUACAAAGAUUAGUACCAGGUGGAACAAAGAUGGAUACCGCUUCAAUGUUGGAUGAAGCCGUUCAUUAUAUGAAGUUCCUUAAAAAACAAGUUGAAUCUUUGGAACAAGCUGCUACUGGUGGUGGUAGUGAUGGCAGUAUGUCGACAACAAGGAUUAACAACGUUGUCGGUCUCUGCCCCAUCACCAGUAACACAAACAUGAACCAUUACGGAGGUAAUAGUAAUUAUGUAAGUAGAGCAUGCGGUGAGUUUUCUGGACAUAUGGUGGGCUCUAUGGAGUUGCUCAAGUGAUAGAGAUUGAUCAUGUCAUGAAAGGUGCUUUGGUAACUUAACAUUAUUUGAGAUUAUAUUGGUGAUUUAGGUUUGAAUAACGGAUUAUUAUUUGUGUUGAUCGAUUUGGUAAAGAUGGUAUGGGAAUGGAUAUACAUAUAUUUUUCUACUUUCAAGGGAUUAAUUAUAGCAUCAUGAUUUAUGAAGCAACUAAACCCUUACUAUGUAAUGGGGUUUAUGCAAUUUGUAAUUGUGGAUUAACAAAAUAAAAUAUAUUUGAUGGUUUUGAUUGAA